UUGACAGGUGUUUGAUUGAUAUCAAACACAACAAUUUCAACACUUGUUCUAGUUCGUUUUGAAUGCUGUUCUUCAUGAUAGAAUACGACGUCCAUGCAGCCAAUUCUGUAAAAGAGACUAACCUAAAUCAGCAAUGUUUAUAUAUUUGAGCAAGAAAAUCUCCAUUCCAAACAAUUUUCGAUUGAACUGCAUAGCAUGGAAUCAAAAGAAUGGAUAUAUUGCUGUGGGAGGAGAAGAUGGCUUGUUAAAGGUGCUAAGAGUAGAUUCCAGUGUCAAUGGAUCAAAUAGUGGAGGGAAAUCUAGAGGUUUGGCUGCAGCAAGUAAUUUAAGCAUGAAUCAGCCUCUGGAGGGCCAUAAUGGUCAUGUUCAAGUAGUCACAUGGAACGAAGAGCAUCAAAAAUUGACUUCAAGUGAUCAGAAUGGAGUUAUAAUAGUCUGGAUGUUAUACAAAGGAUCAUGGUACGAAGAAAUGAUAAACAAUCGGAACAAGUCUGUGGUGAGAGGUAUGGCGUGGAGUUGCGAUGGUCAAAAGAUAUGCAUAGUUUACGAAGAUGGAGCUGUGAUUGUUGGUUCUGUAGAUGGUAACAGGAUCUGGGGCAAAGAAUUAAAAAAUGUAUCUCUCUCUGCUGUGCAAUGGUCUCCAGAUGGAAAGCUGCUUUUAUUUGGUUUAAAAAACGGUGAGAUUCAUCUCUAUGAUAAUCAAGGCGUAUUUCUGACAAAAUUGAAUGUACUCUCGUUGAACACCUCUCAGCUUCAAACCAUAGUAGCACUGCAGUGGUACGAUGGAAGAAAUGGUUAUGUCGCCAUGGACUGCCCUACUUUAGCUAUCUGCUAUCGUAAUGGUAGAAUACAAUUAAUGCGAGACACCACUGACGACAAUCCAGUUAUGCUGGAGACUGGUGUAACCACCUCGUGGUGCAAUUGGAACAGUUGCGGAUCUCUUCUAGCAGUAACAGGUCUCAUGCCGAUGCUCAGUAAUGGAGAGACAAAGGACAUGAAUGUAAUUCAGUUUUACACGCCUUUCGGUGAGCACGUGAGGACCUUGAAGAUACCAGGCAGAGAAGUAACAUGUUGCACCUGGGAGAAGGGUUCUCUAAGAGUUGCUUUAUCCGUUGACUCACAUAUAUACUUUGCGAAUAUUCGUCUAGAUUACAAAUGGACGUACUUCAGUAACACGGUCGUCUUCACAAACGAGAAGAUCAGCAAGGACGGCACCUGCGUGACUUUCUGGAACACAAGCAGCAAUACGUGUUGCACCAAGUAUGUAAGGUCUUUAAUAUCAAUAGCUUCUUACGGAGAACACUGUGUCUUGUCUGUGAGAAACGAUCCUGCUCAAGCCAGCGAGCAAUUCGCUCUCCUCGUUUGCAACACCAUCGCCACGCCGAUAGAUUCUAAAUUCCUGGAUCUGGAACCGUUGCAUCUUACCAUGACCAGCAAUAUGGUCAUGGCUGCGUCCAAGAACAACUUCCUCGUGUGGAACUUCCGCACACCCCGCAACGCGACGUUGCAUCCUAGUAGAAUGCGUAAAUACAGGAUCUACCACGUUGACGAAACGCCCACCGGCGUGACAGAAGUUAUUCAGGAUCUGGACAAGGAUGGCUCGUUUGAGGCACCGAUCAGUACAAAAGCCACUAUGGAUCCUAUCUGCUGCAUCUACGCCACGGAAAAGAUUCUUCUGGUCGGCCGAGAAUCAGGGAUGAUUCAACGAUACUCUCUGCCGCAAAUAACGCUCAUGAACAGAUAUAACACCGCGUGUAAAUUGAACAGAAUCGCCAUUAAUUGCGACUCUACGCGUGUGUCUAUUAUGGAUGCCAACGGUAUUCUGACGAUGUUAGAUCUGGAUCCGCAGAAGAUGCCCGACUCGCGAGACGGAGAUACGGGCGAGGAUAUAUCUAAGUUCGAAAGGAAAGAUGUAUGGGCCAUGUGCUGGGCGCAGGACAAUCCUGCGCUCUUAGCGAUUAUGGAGAAGACUAGGAUGUACGUUCUGAGAGGGGUGGAUCCUGAGGAACCUAUAGCCUGUUCCGGAUACAUCUGUUCAUUUCAAGAUUUGGAAAUACGUUGCGUUCUUCUAGACGAUCUUAUGCUGAAACCAGACGACACGCGAAAAGAUUUGAUCGUCGACUUGGAAGUGAAAUCCUUGAGAGAUACGAGAGAGUUGUUGGCCAAGGUAGGUCUGAAGGAGGCCAACAAUUUCAUCCAGGAUAAUCCGCACCCGCGUCUCUGGCGUUUGCUGGCUGAAUCGGCGUUGACGAAGCUGGAUCUUGAAACAGCGGAAAAUGCUAUGGUGCGAUGCACGGAUUAUCUGGGUAUACAGUUCAUCAAACGUCUGCAUAACGUGCACAACGACCAGCUGAAGAAGGCCGAGGUGGCGGCGUUUCUCGGCAACUACGACGAGGCCGAGAAACUAUACUUGGAUAUGGAUAGAAGAGACUUGGCGGUCGCGCUGCGCCAGAAGCUGGGCGACUACUUCAGGGUCGUGCAGUUGAUGAAGAUGGGCAUUGGCGGUUCCGACAAGCAGAUGGAGCAUGCGUACAACAAGAUCGGCGAUCACUUUGCCGAGAGGCAAAAUUGGGAAAGCGCGAAGGAGUAUUAUGAAAAAGGUAGAAACCUUGAAAAACUCAUUCAAUGCUACUACAAGCUGGAAGAUUUUCCCCAGUUAGCGGCGACUGUCGAUCAGCUGCCGGACAAAAGUCCCAUCUUGAAGACUGUGGCGAGAAUGCUCGCUUCAGUGGGAAUGUGCUCGCAAGCGGUGGCGGCUUACAUCAAGUACGGCGACGUAAAACUUGCCGUGGAUACAUGCGUGCGUCUUAAUCAUUGGGACCAAGCUGUUGACCUGGCGAAGACCUACAAGAUGGCACAGAUUGGCGAGCUGCUGAAUAAAUAUGCCAACCACCUGUUGUCGAACGGUAAGCGUCUGCAGGCGAUCGAGUUGUACAAGAAAGCCAAUUACAAUCUGGAGGCGGCGAAGUUAUUGCUGCGUCUCGCCGAGGAACAAGCCAGAUCCAAGUCGCAUCCUCUGCGCGUGAAGAAGAUAUACGUUCUCGCGGCGUUGUUGAUCGAGGAUCACAUCAACAGCGUUCCGGCGAUAAAGGGCGGUCGCAGCAAUAUUGUUAUGGGUCUCUCCGAAAGUAACGAGGACACCAAAAUUAUCGAAAACGCCUGGCGAGGUGCCGAGGCGUAUCACUUCCUUUUACUUGCACACAGGCAAUUGUACGACGGCGGCUUCGACGCCGCGAUGAAGACGGCCUUGCGAUUGAGAGACUAUGAGGAUAUUUUGGAAGUAGAAGAUAUCUACUGUCUACUGGCGCUGUCCAGCGCGGUUAAUCACGCAUUUGCCACCUGCUCGAAGGCGUUCAUAAAACUAGAAGGGCUGGAAAAAAUUUCAGAGGCGAAGAAAGAAGAGUACGAGGAAUUGGCGGUGGAUAUUUUUACAAAAUAUACCCCGAAGGAUUCCCGCAACAACAAAGCAGAAUGCGUCAACUGCGAAACUCUAGUGCCUGACUGGUGCGUAGCGUGUCCGAAUUGCUCGACCAGAUUCCCAGCUUGCAUUGUCUCAGGGAAACCGCUGAUGGAUCUCAGCGUCGCGUGGAUCUGCACCGUCUGCAGACAUCACGUUGCAACGGAACGCGACGUUGUUAACAUAAAUGCUUGCCCGUUGUGUCACAGCACCAUCACGUAUAUGUAAGUGAGCAUGUAAGUAGUUUAUCGAGUCAUUGAAUUUUUAUUCAAACAUUUGCUAACAUUUUGUGAAAAUAGAUUGCAAUUUUUUGUAUCUUAAUGAUUGUGCAAUAAGAAAAUAGAAAAUUUUAUUUUAUUUUAUGAUUGUGAAAGAUAUAAGGUCAAUAUCGAAGCAGUUUUUAUAAUCAAUGAGUUAACUAUAACUUGAUUUUGAAAGCAAACAGUUUAAAACGAUUCAGAAAUGAGACAAAGUGCCGUUGUUUCGUGCCUUAAUAGAGUAAUUAACUCUGGAAAAUUACUAACGAGGAUUAUCAAAUCCAGUAGACUUUUAAAAGCGUGCCAAUUUUUCCUUUUUGUGCACUGACACAUUUUUACAGCCAUUACAAAUAGGAUUUAUACCAGGCUUUUAACGAUGAAUAUUUAUACGUUUUAUUUGUUUUUCAUGAUGACGAUGCCAUUCUUUGGUAUUAUGUGCAAAACUAUAUUAAUAUUAAUCCGUAGGCUAAUGUCAUCAACAUUGAAAUAGAAUAAUAUACAGUGAACGUUCGAUACUUGCUAUUUCACGUUAAAGUGAAUAUCUUUUAACGAAGCGACAAAAUGUAAUCUAAUGAGAAUGCAAUUUCAACAGCUUGCCAUUACAUAUGCAUUACCGACGUUGCGGCUAUGCGCACCUGCUGUUACAUUUAGAACGUAAUGAGCGUUUAAUGAGUAGAUCUUGUUAGUUUUGCCGCGUUUGUGAAGUUUAUGCAAGUGCGAGUACUAUUACCAGUUGGUUUUGAUAUAGCCAUGCAGAUAGUUGCUUUUAAUUUCAGCCUGACAUUUGUAAUCGAAUAAUUGAUCUCUCGUUAAUUGAAAUAUUAUUAUUUCUAUAAUAUUAUUCUUUUAGAGUAUGGUAGUAUCAUUACUGAUAUUAUAAUCAUAUUAUCAUUACAUAUUAUACGUUUGUAAUCCAUAAUUUACAAUUCCGAGCCAUUAUUGUUACAAAAUAAUUAUUA
Molecule: messenger RNA, 4673 nt
Organism: Linepithema humile (Argentine ant)
Lineage: Eukaryota; Metazoa; Arthropoda; Insecta; Hymenoptera; Formicidae
Gene: Oseg4
Product: intraflagellar transport protein Oseg4
Biological process (GO): protein localization to cilium; intraciliary retrograde transport; non-motile cilium assembly
Cellular component (GO): non-motile cilium; intraciliary transport particle A
Molecular function (GO): protein binding
Source: RefSeq, a predicted model, not a curated record